Messenger RNA from Pneumocystis murina B123, 1713 nucleotides. RefSeq lists its product as hypothetical. The coding region runs from base 1 to 1713 and encodes 570 amino acids. Gene Ontology annotation, molecular function: protein binding. The transcript is spliced from 6 exons. Gene Ontology annotation, biological process: regulation of DNA double-strand break processing. The record is from RefSeq and is a predicted model, not a curated record. Gene Ontology annotation, cellular component: nucleus; site of double-strand break. NCBI's taxonomy places the organism in Eukaryota, Fungi, Ascomycota, Pneumocystomycetes, Pneumocystales, Pneumocystaceae.
AUGAAUUAUAGUCCAAUACAAGAAAAUAAGGAAUUUCGGGAACUUUUCCCAAUGUCAUUUGGGAAACGAGUAUAUUCUGAGAAUUUAGAAGAUGCAUUUAAAAGAACUAAACGGGAAGAUGCAGAUAUUCAAAAAAUACAUAAAAAAAACCCAUUAAUAACUAAAAAACAAAGAGAUUCAAGCGAUUCAGAAAGUAACUAUGAAGAAGAGGAAGAUGAUUUUCCUAUAUCUCACGAGAUUGUAUUAAAAGAUCAUACCAAGCCUAUAUCGGCUUUAUCAUUAGAUCCCAGUGGAACAAGAAUUGUUUCAGGGUCCUAUGAUUCAAAUAUCAAAAUGUGGGAUUUUUCUGGUAUGUCAUCUACAUUAAAUCCAUUUCGAACGUUAGAAGUGGUUGAAUCUCAACAUGUACAUUAUUUGGAAUGGAAUACAACAGGAGAUGCUCUUUUAUUUAUAUCAGCAAAUAGUCAAGCGAAAAUACUUGAUAGAGAAGGAGAGGAAAUCUCAGAAUGUGUUAAAGGUGAUCCAUAUCUUCGAGAUUUAAAACAUACAUCAGGUCAUAUUUCUGAAUUGACAUCUGGAUGUUGGAAUCCGGUUUCAUAUGAACGUUUUAUGACGUCUUCUGUAGAUUCUACAGUAAGAUUAUGGAAUAUGAAUCAACCUAGAAAAAAUGAACAUAUUAUUGUUCACAAAUCAAAAACACCGGGGAAAAGAAUGAAAGUCUAUUCAUCGACAUAUUCUCAUGAUGCAACAUUUAUUGCUACAGCAGAUAAUGAAGGUACAUUAUCUUUAUGGGCAGCAAAAGGACCUUUUCAUAGACCGAUGGGAGGAACAAUCCUUAAUGCACAUGAAAAAGAAACACAUACAUCAUGCAUUAGUUUUUUACCAAGUGGAAAUUUAAUGGUUACACGUGGAGGGGAUCAUACAGUCAAAUUAUGGGAUAUACGAAAAUUCAAGGAACCACUCAGUAUUAGAAAUCAAAUCGAAAACAAUUAUCCAGAAACUAACAUCGCAUUCUCUCCUAAUGGAGAAUAUAUUCUUACUGGAUCAUCAAUUGUUACAACUACGAAAGAUAUCGGAAAAUUAGUCAUACUCAAGACACAUAAUCUAGAAAUAGUCAAGGAACUAUCUAUUCAUAAUUCAGCAGUAAUAAGAACACUAUGGCACACUAAAAUUAAUCAAAUACUUGCUGGAACGGCAAAUGCAGCUAUACAUGUUUUAUACUCGCCAAAAUCAUCCAUUAAAGGUGCUAAACUAGUUCUAGCAAAGGCACCCAAAAUUCAGCAUAUUGAUGAUGACUCUUCUUUAACCAUUGACAUCUAUGCAGGUGCAGUUUCAGGCAGUAUUAUUCUUCCAAAUGGCAAACUGGAUGAAACUGCAGAUACUGAACUCACGAAUGCUAGACGAGAAAAAUCUAUGAUUAGAAAAGAUCCAAUUCGAAGUAGGAUACCGUCUGCACCUGCAAGAAAUGCUCCUGGGGGUCGCGGUAAUAAUCCAGAUGAAAAUCAUGUUAAAAAUUCUAUUUCUCUAAUCAGCAUGCGUGAUGAGGAUCCUCGAGAGGCAUUAUUAAAAUAUGCAGAACUUGCGGAAAAAGAUCCAAUCUUUACGGGGAUUUAUAAAGAAAACCAACCUAAUCCCAUUUUUGCAGAUCAUACAGAAGAUACAACAGAAACAAUCAAACAUACAAAAAAAAAUACAUUAAAACCCUUAUCCUAA